Molecule: messenger RNA, 3445 nt
Organism: Bacillus rossius redtenbacheri
Lineage: Eukaryota; Metazoa; Arthropoda; Insecta; Phasmatodea; Bacillidae
Exons: 3
Coding region: 472-831 (119 amino acids)
Biological process (GO): sleep; regulation of synaptic transmission, cholinergic; positive regulation of voltage-gated potassium channel activity
Source: RefSeq, a predicted model, not a curated record
GCAUCGUUCUGCGCAUCGCGUCACUUGCAGCCCCGGCUCGGCUUGCCAGCCCGUCCGCUCCUAUCAGUUACUUAGUUUACAAGCACAUCUGCUCGUAAUAACGUGUCAAUAUACAGCGUAAUGCAGGGAGAGUUAUUGUUGUGAGGAGUUUAAUUAAGAGUGCGUGUGUUAUAAAAUGUUGGUGUUGCUUAUAUCAUAAGUGCACGGGUGCUUCGUUAAUUAUAACUAGCAGGCAAAACGUUAAGAACACGAAUUUAAAGUGAAUUUGUUUUGUUAGGCUAAACGCUGUUAACAAGUUGUAUUUAAACAUAAAAUGCCAGGUACGCGGUGUACAGUGGCUGUGUGUACAAAUAGUUUGUAAAAACAAAAUCUUUACCUGAAACAAAUCAUAUAAAAUAUCAUCGAUUCCCAUGUGAUGAUCAUCUGUUGAAAGUGUGGGUUCAGAAAUGCCGACGUGAUGGUUCGGCCAUCAUGUGCUACGAAUGCAACAGCCAUAAUGACUCCCGGUGUGCGGACGAGAUGCUACCCGAAACCUUGAAGAGGGACUGUUCAGAUCACUCGAAGGGUGUUCAGUACACCAUGUGCCGCAAGAUAGUGCAAAACAUUGAUUUUGAAGUGAAUGGAAACCAGCCGGACAGCCGCGUGAUCCGGGGCUGCGGGUUCGACGAGUCCAGCUACAAGGGCCGGUGCUACCAGAGGUCCGGCUUCGGCGGCCGCCAGGAGGUGUGCUCCUGCCUCGAGGACUACUGCAACGGGGCCCCGCUCGGGCGGGUGCCGUCUCUCCUCCUCGGGACGGCCGCGUCCGUCGCGCUCGCCCGGGCCCUGUACUGAGCCCCCCCCCCCGUCCCGCUCACCCCCCUCCCCCCCCCCCCCAUCGGCAUGUUUCCCGUCAUCAUGUAGUACUUCGUAGCCCCAGGACUGUCUCUCGCUCGGGACACUCGUCAUCGCAGAUGUUUGCGUGUGGCGACGGUUUUCCGCUUUUUCCCGAGCUGUCUGCAUUUGAAAAUGUUUGUGCUAAAACUGAUGUAGGCUAAAUUUUUUUAAACUAAACAUUUAAUACACUCUUUUCCCGUACUUUUUUUUUUUUUUUAAAUUAUUAGUUUUUCACAGCAUUCCAGGCAACAAUAUCUCUAGUAUUAUAAUAUAAAUGUUCGUUAUUAAGAGACCAGUUAUAACAAGUAUUUUCUUACAUAGCAAAAUUUACCUAACUUAUGAGCUCUUGUAUUGUUUGCUAUGUACUGACUUAUUGUGAAAGUACUCAAACAAGGUAGACAUACAUUUUACUGUUUUUUUUUUUUGCUAAUGUAACAUAAUUGUAUUUGGGAUUUGGUGAGAGUAAUUUUGUGAAUGCGACAGAAAUGUGCAACAGGAAGUAGGUUGUGACAGGUGGAUGACACAAAACAAAGUUUACAAAGGUAAAGGGAUACAUUAUAGUAUUAACUGAUUAAUAAAUUUUAACAAGCUGGGCAGUAUUUUAUUGAAAUUCUUUGUCGAUAAUCAGGUCCAAAGCCGCAUUUUAGUAUUAUUUUUUUUCAAGUCUUUUUCGCUUUUAUUGGAGCAGUUUCAUAAUAGUUUAAAUUUUCCAUCUGCAAAUCGAAUGAUUUGACUGUAAAACCAGCUGCUCCGGCAUCAAAUUCUAGUGGUGGGUGCACAAACUACAUGUGAUUCGCGUCCAAAAAUGUAGUUGAAAACACAUCUUGCAUAUAUUUAUCACGCUCUGCAUUAUUUCAAAUAAUUCUACGUUAAGUAUUGUGUCAGAGGCCAGAGUUUCAUAUAAUAAGAGUAUUUGCAACAUGAGAACUCAUGACUUUGCUGUUACCGAGGUUAGAUGUUACACAUCUCUGGCAAGUUCUGAAAGACUCGCUCCCAUGUUUUUUUUUCAAGUAUGAACAAUAAUUUAUCUUUGCUUAUGUAUUCUGCAUAUAAGUGAUACCUCCAUUAAGUUGUUGACAGUGGUACCACAGUUAGUGGCUGGAGAUUUAAUACUUGCUUAGUAUAGGAGCUCAGACUCGCUUGAUAUAGGUGCUAUAUAUUCCCUGUCAUAGAAUUAUGUGUAUCUGACAUCUUAAUUUUAUGAUUGUAAAUACAUUGUUAAAAUUUGAUAUGUUGUUAGCCUUAAAGAUCUUGCAGCAUGAUUUUGUCAUGCCCUAAGUUGGUGCUAAUAAAUCAGCAUUGUAUUAUUUUUAAUUAAUUUUUAGUUCGACAUUGCAUCCCACAUGUAUUUUUUUGUAACUUUUUAACAGGAUAAAAUAUUUUCUUUGCAGAAACUAAUAAUAAUUCUGUAAAUAUAAAUGAAGGCAGAGUUAUUUUUUAUAUAUUGAGCACACUACUUAACAACUUUAUUGUACUAACUUUAUUUUGAGUAAUAAACAUUUUUUUUUCCAUUCAUGUGAGCUGCCAAGGCUCAUUUUCUAGUAGACUAUGAAAUUAAUUAAUAAAUAACUAAUCUUUUAGACUUGAUACAAAUAAGCCACAAUCUAGUCAUGAUUUUGUAAUAUUUUUAGUGUUUUGAGAUACAUUUUGCUUAGAAGCCUUUUCCAGAAAAUGAUUGUGCGCUGGUACAUGAAUGGUUAGAUUUAGUACAAUAAUAAAUGGCCAUUAAUUUUUUUAUGUGGCAAGUAUUGUUUGUGUGUUGUGUUGCUACAAUGUACAUUAAAAAACAUCAGUUGAAGUAAAAAGAGAAAAGUAUUAUAGUGAAUGUAAUAGAAAUUAAUCAUUAUGAAUGUAAAUUAAGUUAUAGAUAUUUUUUUAGGGGUGUCAUCUCAGUUUUUUUCAAUUCCAAUUUUCAAAACUUAUACAAAAAAAUUUUUCUCAAUAGUCAAUGUUAUUGUCUAAGUGAUAUAUUGUUGAAUUUAUCACUUAGGACUGUUAUUAGUAAGCAUGUUAACUUUAAAACUGUUGAAGACAUGAAAUAAAAUAUUUUUAAUGACUUCUGUAAAUAUAGAAAUAAUAAAAAUACUUUAAAUGAAAAAUUUCCAAGUACAUACAUAUUUGACACUGUACUCACAAAAGUUGUUAUUCAUAAACUCAAGCAUUUUAAAGUUUCCUGGAAGUAGUUGGAUUCUUCAGGUUUCUCAUGCUUAUCUCAAUUGUGUAAAAAUUACUAAACAGAUAAGUCAUGUGGUGCCACAUAAUGAUGAAGGAAUUAGACCAAGGUUUUUUAAAUGUCUACAAUGUAGUUGGUUUGAAUAUUUGUUAUGAGUGCACAUAAUAACUUUGAUUAUCAGCGAUACCUGUUAAUCUGUUUUUGUUUAAAAUAAGAGUUUUAAAUUGAUUUAUUACAAAAUACAUACCAUAGUCAGAGGUCUUUUUAAGUUUGGUACAUUUUUAAAUCUGGCACCAGUCAAGCUGCUUGCAUUUAGGUUUUUUUUUGUGUCAAUUAGGGGAUUGUUCAUGAUGCAACAUAAGACAAGAGCUCUUUUAAAAUAAAGUACCUAAUGACAAA